UAUUUCAUAAAAUCUCCCAUCUCCUAAAUUACAAAACCCUAAUAGUCACCAACUCCGCUCGUCAUCUUCCGACCACUCAUUUCAAAGGAACAAAGUUGAUCAAAUGUCGCUCGGAGAAAUCGCCUGCACUUAUGCAUGUUUAAUCCUCAACGAUGAGGAUAUUCCGAUCACAGCAGAUAAAAUUUCAACUUUGGUGAAAACUGCAAAUGUAACAGUAGAACCUUACUGGCCUUUACUGUUUGCUAAACUUGCUGAGAAGAAAAACCUUGGUGAUCUUAUCGUGAAUGUUGGUGCUGGUGGCGGCGGUGGUGGUGCCGCAGUUGCUGUUGCAGCUCCAGUUGGUGGAGCUGCUGCUGCGGCUGCUCCUGCUGCUGAGGAAAAGAAGGAGGAACCUAAGGAAGAAAGUGAUGAUGAUAUGGGAUUCAGUCUUUUCGAUUAGGAGCUUAUGUCGGUAUUAAAUAGGUCUUCCUUGAGAGAGCAUUUUGUUAUGUUAGAUGUAAUUGAGGUUAUGGAUUUACGUUAUGAUAGUGUUUGGGAUACAUUUUUGUUUUGAUAUCGGCAAAUGCAUUGGCAAACUUGUUAGGUAUUUGAUUUUUAGCAUCUUGGAAAACGAUGCUUCGUGAAGUAUAGCAUUUGAUCAAAUUACCAGGGGAUCGUCAUCCAUGUCGUCUGAUGAAGCACCUUUUAACUUAUCUUUAGUUACCAGAUGGUUUAUUUUGUU
Solanum tuberosum (potato) is the source of this 721-nucleotide messenger RNA. Its product is annotated as 60S acidic ribosomal protein P1-like. The coding region runs from base 104 to 439 and encodes 111 amino acids. The record is from RefSeq and is a predicted model, not a curated record. Gene Ontology annotation, cellular component: cytosolic large ribosomal subunit; ribosome. Gene Ontology annotation, molecular function: ribonucleoprotein complex binding; structural constituent of ribosome; protein kinase activator activity. Gene Ontology annotation, biological process: cytoplasmic translation; translational elongation. NCBI's taxonomy places the organism in Eukaryota, Viridiplantae, Streptophyta, Magnoliopsida, Solanales, Solanaceae. The transcript has 4 exons.